Molecule: messenger RNA, 723 nt
Organism: Diutina rugosa
Lineage: Eukaryota; Fungi; Ascomycota; Pichiomycetes; Serinales; Debaryomycetaceae
Exons: 1
Coding region: 1-723 (240 amino acids)
Molecular function (GO): protein dimerization activity
Source: RefSeq, a predicted model, not a curated record
AUGAGUCACUCUCACCAGUCGGUCUACUUGCCCCCAAUACGGACUUACCCGCCACAGAUACAGGGACCGCUUCCUGGCCCCCCAUCUCCACCUCCAGAACCCACACAGUCAUCUCAGCAGCCACCACCACCCCUCCGAUACUUACCAAAUACGCUGACCCAUCCAAUACCGCCACCGCUCAUGGCACAGAUGCCGCCCCCGCUAGUUGCAGCUCCUCCACCUUCAGCCCCACCAUCGCAUCAAAUCAGGCCUGAGAAGACGGAAAUCAUCGGUCCCGAGACGACAGUCGAUUCUAAGGAAACGGAUUGCAAUCUUAGAAAGCUCAAGUCCAGAGUACGGCGCUGGGAGGACGCUAAUGCCGAAGAUAAGGCUCGCUACAAGAAGGCCAAACAUAACGUCAUUGAGCGGAACCGGCGUACCCUCAUUCUUAAUAGGAUCGACGAGCUCGCGACGUUGGUGCCUCCACUGAUGUUGAGGCCAUUGAAGUGUGCAGUGGAGCAUUUCAAACGGCUGCGGAACCCGCCGCCUUUUGACGUGCAUUUGAUUUCAGGAUUGAAAACCGGGAGGAAGCGGUUAUUUAAAAAAACGGUGUUAACGCAGCUGAUUAACUACAUCAAGCACCUUCUAUACGUUGUGGAACAGCAGGAGCUCGAGCGGGCUCGACUUCAACAGAGAAUUUUGUUCUCCAGCAAGGAUACGACCAGACACCUCCUUCACAGAUAG